Molecule: messenger RNA, 756 nt
Organism: Dacryopinax primogenitus
Lineage: Eukaryota; Fungi; Basidiomycota; Dacrymycetes; Dacrymycetales; Dacrymycetaceae
Product: TIP120-domain-containing protein
Exons: 5
Biological process (GO): SCF complex assembly; protein ubiquitination
Cellular component (GO): nucleus
Source: RefSeq, a predicted model, not a curated record
AUAUCUGAACAACCAGAUGUCUUCAAUCAUUCCCUUGAUCUCUUCAGAACGCCCUCUGAACAGGUGAGGAUAGCGGCAUCGUCCGCGGUUGGGGGCAUUGCUGUUGGAAAUAUCCAGACCUUCCUACCUGUCAUCGCCCGGGGUUUACAAGGAGAGGAACACAGUCGGCUGUCCGCUUUGCAUGCUCUUCGAGAAGUCGUCACACAUGGGCCCAGGCAUCAGCUUGAGCAUAUGGCGGACCAUUUAUGGGAGCCUCUGUUUGCGAGUACUACGAGCGAGAACGAGAACGAAAGCGUGAAGAACAUCGCUGCUGCAUGCUUAGGCAGGCUCACCACAACCUGCCCUGCCCGCUUCUUGCCUCGUCUUCAGGCUUCCAUGGCGCGGGAGAAUCCUCCCGGGGUCAAGGCUGCCGUGGCAACCGCUAUGCGCUAUGUUUUCAUGGAUAAUACGCAAACCUACAACGAUUUACUACAGCCUAUCCUUUCGCCUUAUUUCACGCUUCUUCGUGACACCGAUAUCAAUGUGCAACGCCUCGCAAUUGUUUCCCUCACUGCUGCAGCCCGUCAUAAAUCCCACCUCGUUCGCCCACAGCUCCCCCAUAUCCUGCCAGAUCUUUAUGCCCAAACUCCCGUCCGCGAUGAAUUGGUGCACACUGUGGUCAUGGGACCAUGGAAGCAUCAAAUCGACGACGGGUUAGAAGCCCGAAAGGCAGCUGACGAAGCUAUGUAUACCCUUGUGAGCAGGGUCUCAAAUUGA